GGUUGGAAGUUGGAACUAGACAUGAUCAUUACCAGCUCGUGCAGUAAUCCGGCACUAAUUUGUACCACUAACCGUGCAUUUUACCAACGCAUCGUAGAAUCUGUCUGAAAUGAAAUGGCACGAGCUGAGGUAGCCAUGGAAAGAAGAGAAGCAUGCAGGGCAGCAGAGGAAAGGCAAAAAAGCAAAAGAUCACCACCCUAAUCAGCACUUACACAGACACCAAAGCCGGUUUUCUCUCAGAAAAGAAACACCAAAGCCAGAGAUAGAGCAAUGAUAUGGAGAGACACCGAGACAGCGACCACCAGAACACAGUGCUGCGUCACUACGUGCCGUGCUACACCCGGGACAGAGAGAUGGCUGAGACGCAAACAAGAAGCAGAUCAUGCGGGCAAUGGUAGGGUCCCUGAAAAGAAAGAGCAGUGUAGGCCAAUUUAUAUGCCCCUCACGCAUGGCUCUGCCGUUGUUCCUCUGAAUCAUCGUAAGCGCAUAACCACUUCGGUUCCAAGCAGCCAAGAAAACGCGGCUCGGUGAGCUCACGAGGCAGGAACAAUGGCGAGAGGGCAAGGAAAGGACUUGGAGGAGAGGCGUGAGGUUCAUGGAGAGAUGCUGCAAGAGGAGGAGGAUUACAUCGACAUGGACCUGAGCUCAGCUGCCGGGCCGCCUGUGGCGAGGGAGUUCGAGUUCAUAUCGGCGCCGCUGGACCGGUGGGGGGAGCCCCUGGCGUCGCCGGCGGACGAGCUCUUCUACAAGGGGAAGCUGCUGCCGCUGCACCUCCCGCCGCGCAUCCAGAUGGUGGAGGAGCUCCUCGACGGCCGCGUAGACAGGAGCGGGGGCAGGGGGGUCACCGGCAUCUGUACCGCCCCGGCGACGCCGUACGAAUCGUGCAAAGCGUCACCAGCGAACUCGUGCUACGUCAGCGGGGAGCUCAACGUGGAGGAGUACUUCCAAGAGUACGCGGCCGGCCUAGCGGACGCGGCGGCGGCGGUGGCCGGCGAGAGGAAGCCGUGGUCCAGGAAGCUCAGGUUCAUGAGGCAGCUCAACCUCGGCCUCAAGCUCAAGGCGUCCAAGGCUUACCUCAAGACGAUAUUUGCCGCCAAGCCGGGGAACCCCGACGACAAGAACGUUCUUGGCUCGACGAGAGGAGCGCAGGAACUCGCCCAUGGCCAUGGCCACCUCAGGGCAUGGAGGAAGAACCCGUUCGGCCAGAUCAGAAGCAACAGGUGCAUCGUCUCUCACAGUGGCAGCGGCGACGGUGGCAGCGGGAGUGCUGCAGGAGGGCGGCAUAAAGAACGCGAGCACGGGCACAGGAGGUCCUUCUCCAGCGUCAUCGUCCGGUACUCGUCGUCGAACAAAACGUCUCCUGCCCCUGCUAUGCCGUCGUCAGCAUCCUCCUCCUUGUCGUCGUCGAGCUCGUCCGCCUCCUCGUCUGUGCGGACCUCGAGCGAGUCCGAUGGCUCGGUGCCGGCGCUGAGGAGGAGCAGCAGCGCGAGCUCGGAGGUGGAGAACCCGGUCCAGGGGCUCAUUGCCUACUGCAAGAAGUCCCAGCAGCUGGCCUCGGUGAGGAAGAGCGCCAGCGACGCCGGCUUCCGGUUCCUGUUAUCGGCGGCGUCCAAGAUCGCCGCAGAGUCCGACGGCCUAGACGAGCUGAUCGAGAUUCACAGAGGAUGAAAAAUGUGAUCGAUGAUGAUGAUUGUACGAUGAUGCAAUGCAUUCUGAAAAUUUUGU
Molecule: messenger RNA, 1725 nt
Organism: Phragmites australis (common reed)
Lineage: Eukaryota; Viridiplantae; Streptophyta; Magnoliopsida; Poales; Poaceae
Product: probable membrane-associated kinase regulator 4
Exons: 1
Coding region: 550-1668 (372 amino acids)
Cellular component (GO): plasma membrane
Molecular function (GO): kinase inhibitor activity
Source: RefSeq, a predicted model, not a curated record